Molecule: messenger RNA, 3024 nt
Organism: Saccoglossus kowalevskii
Lineage: Eukaryota; Metazoa; Hemichordata; Enteropneusta; Harrimaniidae
Cellular component (GO): nucleus
Molecular function (GO): zinc ion binding
Source: RefSeq, a predicted model, not a curated record
AUGUCUGAAUGUAAUACAUCUAUGCCUGGGAAUGUUGUUUCAGAUUCUGAAGAGAACAAGGCACUAGAAGAGGAAUAUAUAGAAGAAAUAAAUGAAAAUCCCAGCAAGGAAAAAGAUGACAAAAUUGAAAAAAGCAUGAAGAAAACUAAUCAUCAAGAUAAGAUGCUAAAAUCAUCCUUCACUGCACCAAAACAGAAAAAAGCUGGUGAAGAUGUAACUGUAACAGAGCCUGCUGCGUCUGAAGAAAGCAAACCUAAAAAACGAGGUCCUAAAAAGAAAGAAGGUACAAAUGUAACAAAAGUGAAGUUACCUAUCAUAUCAUACAGUGAUGAAGAAUAUGACAAGAUUUUUGAUGCAGUUUUGAGAAGAUGUGCAGAAGAAGGAUUUUCUGGAAUAUCAGUUGCCACUACAAAUAAACCAGUCACUCAAAAGGAUGUUCAGGAGCCACAAAAAGAUGACUUUGAUGCUUUGCUUGAUGAGGAUGUUGGAGGCAGCAUUGGUAGGAUCUCUAUUCGCCCUGGCCAGGACGUUGGCAGCCUGCUCAGACAAGACUUUGUCUGUGCGAGUCUAAUGAGAGCCUCUAUGCGUGUAAGAGAUACACCGCUGGGCUCGUUGGUAUCUGCCGUCUGGUUGGGACAGCAGGGGGAAAUCGACACAGGAGGGAAAAAAAUUAGAAAAACUUAUCCUCCCAACCAGUGUCGGCUACCGCUGGCCGUGGUAGCAACCCAAGCUGGAAACCCGGAUAGGAAAAGGCAGGCUUUCCAGGCAGAGUCGCUAGACUUCAUCUCCGUUGAUACAGAGAUAAAGAAAAAAGUGAAGGUCAAGCAUCUGAAGAAAAGUAUGCAGGAUAAUGAAAAUGAUCAAGAUAAUGCAGAGUCAGUUAAAGGAAACAAUAAAGGCGUCAACAAAUGUGAUGAAGAUACAGAGUCAGUCGUCAUGGAUGAUAGUGAUGAAGAUAAUCAACAUGAAAAUGAUACAGAGUCAGUCGCCAAGGAUGAUAGUGAUGAAAACCUUCAACAUGAAAAUGAUACAGAGUCAGUCGCCAAGGAUGAUAGUGAUGAAGACUAUAAACAUGGGGAAGAUAAUGAGUCAGUAACUAAGAAUGGGAGUGAUGAAGAAGAUACAGAAUUUGUUGCUAAGGGCGACAGUGAUGAAGUCCAAGAUCAUUCUUCAGGGAACAGUGAUGUUCAAGAAGAUUCACCACAAGAAAUUGAAAGGAUGGAUGUGCAAAUCCUUCCUCAGCCAGCUCAGUUACACAAUGAUUUAGUAACUCCCCAGUUGUCUGAGGAUGAUACUGGUAAAACGCCAACAAGACCUAUUAAACCGGUUGUUAAGAAGAAAAAGCUAACAAAUAAAACACACAGACAACUUGAUUUGACAUUUCAACAACAUGAAAAUACAGACAAAGAAAAAAAAGAUGAAGAUUACAAUUCUUGUACCAAACCACAAGUGAAAAAUACUGAUGAGAUUGAUGCAGAAUAUGAGUUUGUUUUCACUAGAUAUACUAUUGGAUCUUUGGUAUGGGCAAAAAUGCAAGGCUAUCCUUGGUGGCCUGGACUGUUAGAAGAGGAUCCUGAUACCAGAUCUUUCUAUGAAACUGAUGGUGUGUCACGUUAUCCUGCAAAAUACCAUGUAGUUUUUUUUGGAGAUAAUGUGUCAAGAGCUUGGGUUCGUUCCACUUCAGUAGAAGUUUUUACUGGCAAAGAGAAUGUUGAGGACUUUGGAUCUCCUAAAAUGAAAGGAAAGAAUUACACAAAGGAAGUAAAGAAAGCACAAGAAAUAGCAAUGAAGGCAAUGUCCAUGACAUUGAAGGAAAGAGUAAUGGAAUAUGGAUUUAGUAGAUUUAAAGGACCAUGGGGUGCGGACUCACAAGAUUCUCAAGUAUCCUCUCAGCUAAGUGUGAGUAAUGGAAUAUCCAGUAAGACACCAGAAGUUGACACAAUUCUUAGGACUGCAGAAAGUGUUCUAGAUGAAGCAGAAUCUAUGAUAGAGAGCAUUGAAGAUAGUUUAAAUGAUGAUGAUGAUGACUUUGUUGUGCCCAAGGAAAAGAAACAUAAGAAACAGACUAAACAAAAGAAAGAAGUUAGUCAAAAUGAAGGAGGAACAAAAGCUGUGAAAAGAAAGCUGGAGGGUGAAAUGAUGGAACCAAAGAAAAAUUUAAAGAAAAAAAAGAAAAGCAAGGAUGAGAAAAAUGAUGAUGACGCUACUGAUGUUUCAGAGAAGAAAGCAAAAAAAGACAGAAAAAAGAAAUCAUCGGCAGAUAAAUCAGAAAUUACUGAUAAGAGACAAAUUGACCAUGAAAAGAUUAAUAAGAAUAAAUCCAAAGAUGUAAAGCAUACAAAACCUGUUGGAAAGACUGUAGCAAAAGAAAAUCCAUCUAAGAACAAACAAAAUAUUGAGAAAUCUAAGAAAGAUGGUUUAAAAUACCAAAAUACCAAUGUUGUUAUUAAUAAAAAGGAAGCCGAAUUUAAAAUGCCAAAGAAAAGUAAGCUUGGUUUCAAAGCUCCUGGAAAAAUAAAUAAAUCUGAAAUGAAAGUCCCAUUGCCUUGUCGUAAUGACCCAACAACUUCUGAAGAAGUCAACCCAACUAAAACUAAUGAGAUAAAAGUGUUUGACAGUGAUGUUUACACAAUGGAUUUGGACACACAGCCUGAAGAAAAAUGUGAUGUGGCCAAAGAAAAAGUCAAGAAAAAUAAAGCGAAAGAAAUGAAUGAAAUCUCAUCUAAUACUGGAAAGCUUGCUGUAAAUGGGACAUCUAAAAAUGGACAUACUAAGAAAUCUAAGCCAAAGUUUUCAAUAAAAAGAAAAGAAACCGUGACAGGCAAAGAUUUUGUAGCUGAACCAAAGGAAAAGAAGCCAAAAUUGAUCUUGGACACUGAUAAAAGAGAGCCAGUUGAGGAACAGACAAAAGAAGAUAGUCAAGAUUUUGAUCUUGAUUUUGAUUUACCACUUCAUAGUGAGGUUAUAGAGCCAACAGAGACAUGCAAGAAGUGCAAUAUUGAAGCCAUUGGACAAUAUGUGUGA